AUGGCAGCUCGAAGUAUUCAAUAUGCUCUGGCCGAGCUGGGCAAGGUAGCUGCGGCCGCGGUCCACUCAGAGUCGUGCAUUCGGACGGAGACACUUACGGAAGGCAUGCACAACAAAGCAGUCUUGCUCACAAUGAACGAUGGCAAGCAGGUCGUCGCCAAGCUACCAUACCCUGUGGCAGGUCAGCCACACUUCACAACGGCCAGCGAGGUUGCAACGAUGGACUUUAUGCGCACCACCCUGGAAAUUCCAAUUCCGAAAGUAUAUGCAUGGUGUAGCCGUGCCGAAUCGACGCCUGUAGGUGCCGAGUACAUCAUCAUGGCUGUCGCUCGCGGAGUGCCAUUGAAGUCGGUCUGGAAGAAUCUGCAGCUUCAACAUCGUGGUGCAGUCGCAAGAUCCAUCGCAGAAUUCCAGGCAAAAUGGUCGUCAACAACUAUCAAUGGCUAUGGCAGCAUAUACUAUGCUCGCGAUCUCGACGAGCAGCAUCGCCUGCCGCUUGACAACCCUCAAGGCGGCUCCGUCAACAAUUUACAUCUUGCUAUAGGGCCCACGGCUGGCCGAGAUUGGAACGAUGAAGGCCGGCAGCAUGUCGAAUUUGAUAGAGGACCAUGGAGAACCCUUCGAGAAUACCUCACUGCUGUCGGCCGCCGCGAGAUGAUCUGUGUGCAGCAAGUUCCCAAGCUGCCACCAACACAGGUCACCAUUUGUGGUCCAGGAUCGUAUGUACCGACAAGAGAGAAGAAGCUCCGAGCUAUAGAUUAUUACCUCCAGCUCUUGCAGCAUCUGAUGCCCUCAGAUUCUGAUCUGCAGAAAGCAUCAGCUUGGCACUGCGACCUUCAUCUUGAGAACAUCUAUGUUGACCCCGCCGACCCUACAGCAGUGACGGACAUCAUUGACUGGCAAUCGACCGAAGUGGCUCCCCUCUUCCUCCAAGCGCGGCAGCCAUUCAUUCUCGAUCAUGAUGGCCCAGAGGCUGAAGGACUCGAACGCCCAACGCUGCCUGCCGACUUCGCAGAACUUUCGAAAGCUGAGCAGAAUGCCGCGAGCGAAUUGUUCAUGCAACAGUCUCUUUGUGUCGCCUAUAGACUCUGGAUCCAUGAAACGAACAAAGAGGUGUGGAAGUCUUUCGAAUUCCAGAAGACACCGGCUUUCGAGCUUCUCUUGUUGGCGAAAAACCUGCUCGUGGAUGGUGAAGCCACGUACAUAGCCUAUGUCUUCGACUACCUCCGCGAACAUUCCGAAAUCAUGCAGCAAACCGGGCUCACGCUGUCGCAAGAGCUCGUGGCUGAAGUCGAAGCUGAUGCCGAGGGAGCGAGAUACGGUAUGCAUCUCAUGAAGGAGGUCAAGGCGCUUGCAGGUCACCUCUUCCCAGUGCGUGGGUGCGUGAAGGCAGAGAAUUACCACGCGACGAAGGAGGCACUUCGUCACUACAAGGAGGAUAUCAUUAAAGAGCUGGCAAACACAGAUGCAGAACGCGCUGUAUGGGAGCACCUGUGGCCAUGGGAUGAUUGA
Messenger RNA from Pseudocercospora fijiensis CIRAD86, 1512 nucleotides. RefSeq lists its product as uncharacterized. Gene Ontology annotation, cellular component: mitochondrion. Bases 1 to 1512 code for a protein of 503 amino acids. Lineage: Eukaryota; Fungi; Ascomycota; Dothideomycetes; Mycosphaerellales; Mycosphaerellaceae. The transcript has 2 exons. The record is from RefSeq and is a predicted model, not a curated record.